Physella acuta is the source of this 2359-nucleotide messenger RNA. RefSeq lists its product as uncharacterized. NCBI's taxonomy places the organism in Eukaryota, Metazoa, Mollusca, Gastropoda, Physidae. The record is from RefSeq and is a predicted model, not a curated record. Gene Ontology annotation, biological process: signal transduction. Gene Ontology annotation, molecular function: protein binding.
UUCAGGUGACUGUAUUAUUUAUUCCCCACAUGGAAUAGCAAAGUGCCGUUCUUAUUUUAACCUUCGUGCAUUCAAACACUGAGAUAUUUCUCCAACAGGAGACACGGGAUAUAAAGUUACAGAAUCUUCAUAGUCAAGGGUGCGACCCAUGGAUACGUAGCCUAGCAACCAUGUCCAACAGGGAACGCCGCAGCGUCAGUCUUGGUCGCCAUAGAGACCGGGGAUCACGUGACACCAUCCGACCGGUGGAGGAGGAUCUGUCAACACGUCACAACAUCUCAAACUUCCUGCUCACCUUGCAGCGAAUACAGGCGUCAGAGGAAGAGAAUCGCCUGCUCCGCAAGGAAAACCAGCUCCUGCGUCAGCGGACUCGCACGUCACGGCUGUCCAGCUCCAGCUUCAGGGGUCACAACGACGCCCCGGAGCAGACGAUACUGCCCGAUGAAGAAGAUAAAAUCAUCGCGGCCGACGUGAAGCGAAACUCGCUGAUGUUCGUGGGCGAUUCGAUUCCCUCAACCGGCGAGCACGCUGCACUGGAGGCCCAGUACAAAAAGUUGCAGGCUGAUUUCGAUACGGUGAAAGAAUUCUUGAAACACCUCUUCCAACAUGCCCUCACCAUGUCCUCGCCAGAUGGUGUUAAGGUGGCAUACAAAGAUAAGGAAAACACUGACAUUAACACGUAUAACCCGUCACAAUCCAAACAGCUUGAACACAGCCUGCAUGAUAUUCAUGGGCAGAUAAGUCAACUUCGAAACAGCCAAGAUAGACAACAAAUAAAAAUGGAACAGGUUCAGCAAGCUCUGGACAAUGUCCUGUGCCAAUCUUCAGUGAGGAAUGACGUGACCAUGAGGCUGGUGAGACAACAAGAUAAGCUGAAGGAGAUCUCCAAACACACGAGCUUUCUCGAGGCUCAGCUCAUGUCAGUGACAGCAUCGCAUCGGCAGGCUGAGGAAAGGCUGCGUCAGACCUCUGUUAUUGGACAAAAGUUGGAGACUUUCAUUGCAACAAGCAACAAAAAUUUAAAAGGGAACACUAAAGAUGAAUUAAACAAAAUAACAGAACAAAUCAACCUGGUCAGCAGGCGGACAUCACUCUGCUCCUGCAAGAUGUCCUGCAUUGGUCAGCUGAUCAACCACAUCGUCACAGCCUCCAGCCAUGGUCAGACUCUGCUGGACACCAAACCCCCAGCUGAAGUUGUGGAAGCUAUGUCUAAACUGGAGCGACUCAUAGGUUCAGAUUGGCACAGGUUAGGGCGAAUGUUAGGAUUAAAUUCAGAUUGCUUGGAUGACAUUGGCAAGUUCACAAACUUUGACUUGACCAGUCGAGUCGAGAAGGUCAUUAAAUGCUGGGUCAAGUAUAUCAAAGGCGCCAACGCUGAAGGUCUACGACAAGGUUUGGACAAGAUGGACAGGGAUGUGUUCCUGAUAACAGAGCAGCCAGUGUGUAAGGAGUGGACACAACUGCCCCCUGAGGUCAUCACCUACUGUGUAGCACACCUGGUGGACACACCUUCAGUCAUCAGUCAGCUGGGUGACCUGGGGAUUUUAAGUCAAGAUUCCAGAUCAUUUAUUUUAGGUGCCAGUCAGGAACACAGACGGGCUGGACGUCUGCUACAGUCUGUAGUCUACAUGGGGACCCAGGCACUGGCUCAGUUGACCGCAGUCCUGGACAGGCUACACCAGUGUUCAGUGGCCAACAAAAUCAGAGGUUGUCUUCCCAUGAAUGAUUCCAAGUCUUUUACUCUCGACCACAACAACACAUACACCCCCACCAAGCCUUCACCCAACGACAUAAGUCUGACCAUCACGCCAUCUAAAACAUCAACGCCACUCAAUUCUAAAACAGCUGAAAAACAGCCGCGCAAAAAACGGUCCCGCUCGCUGUUUGCGCGCAAAAACAAACUCAGAGACAGCGAGCCUGACAGCGAGAUUGCGGUGGAGAUCCAGGGGGACUACAACUACUACUACCCCGCGGUCAACCUCAACGCCCUCAACACCACCACCAGCAGCGGCAGUGGCAGCAGCAGUGGAUUCAAGGAUGAGACCAGACGUGACACGCGUCGCCAAUAUGGCCGACUUCACCAUGGCAACCGAGCAUCACAGGCUAGUGAUGAAGUCAUUGUAUAACAAAUUGUUUGUCAGACAAUCAGUUGAUUUCAUCAGACAGGGGCGUAACUAGGGUGGGGGUGUCUGAAACCCCCACCCCCUCCCUAAUGGACCCCAAAGUGAACGUUGACUCAUGCUACAAAUAUUGGCAAUGGAGCACUCCUGUCAUUUCAUGUUUACAAUUAUGAAUGUCACAAAAACAAUUUUAUCUUCUUAAAAUCAUUGUGUAAUCAAUACAAGUUCAUAUGUGAUGU